AUGGCGGCGGCGGUUCAGAGAGGAGGUGGUGCGCGGCGAGCGAUGGAGGAGAGCGACGCGAAGCUUGUGUUCGAGACGUCGAAGGGGGUCGAGCCUAUCAUGAGCUUCGACGAGAUGGGGAUUAAGGACGAUCUCCUCAGAGGAAUUUACAAUUACGGUUUCGAGAAGCCCUCCGCCAUUCAGCAGCGGGCGGUGCUCCCCAUUAUCUCCGGCCGUGACGUCAUCGCACAGGCGCAGUCUGGCACGGGCAAGACGUCCAUGAUUGCGCUCGCUGUUUGCCAGAUUGUUGACACCAAGUCCUCCGAGGUCCAAGCCUUGAUAUUGUCUCCUACGAGGGAGUUGGCGGCACAGACAGAGAAAGUAAUACUGACAAUUGGUGACUAUAUAAACAUUCAAGCUCAUGCUUGCAUUGGAGGCAAAAGUGUUGGCGAGGAUAUAAGAAAAUUAGAGCAUGGUGUUCAAGUUGUGUCGGGCACACCUGGUAGAGUUUGUGAUAUGAUCAAGAGGAGAACCUUACGAACUAGAGCAAUCAAAUUGCUGAUUCUGGAUGAAUCGGAUGAAAUGUUGAGCAGAGGGUUUAAGGAUCAGAUUUAUGAUGUUUACAGAUAUCUUCCACCUGAGCUACAGGUAGUUUUAAUCUCCGCCACUCUCCCAAAUGAAAUAUUGGAGAUGACAAGUAAAUUCAUGACCGAUCCUGUUCGUAUCCUUGUGAAGCGUGAUGAAUUGACACUGGAGGGCAUCAAGCAGUUCUUCGUAGCAGUAGAAAGAGAAGAAUGGAAGUUUGAUACUCUGUGUGACUUAUAUGAUACCCUUACCAUUACCCAAGCUGUUAUCUUCUGCAACACUAAGCGUAAGGUUGACUGGCUGACGGCUAAAAUGCGCGAGAAUAACUUUACUGUCUCUUCUAUGCAUGGAGAUAUGCCGCAAAAGGAGCGAGAUGCAAUCAUGGAUGAAUUCAGGUCUGGCCAAACCCGAGUUCUUAUCACAACUGAUGUUUGGGCUAGGGGAAUUGAUGUUCAACAGGUUUCUCUGGUGAUCAAUUAUGAUCUCCCUAAUAAUCGAGAGCUUUACAUUCAUCGUAUUGGACGGUCUGGCCGUUUUGGGAGAAAGGGUGUUGCCAUAAACUUUGUUAAAAGCGAUGACAUCAAAAUCCUGAGAGAUAUCGAGCAAUAUUACAGUACACAGAUUGAUGAAAUGCCGAUGAAUCAGCCGUUCGCCGCCGCGACCACCUCUCUCUCACUGAUGGCUCUCUUUACUCCAAACUUUUCUCUCAAAGUUUCAACCUCUACUGUUCCUCAACGCCGUCGGUUUGUGGAAUCCCGACGUAUCUUUCCUCCAAGGGCCUCCAUUGCUGUCGAGACCACUUCAUCCUUCACUAUCGAUGGCGGCACUCCAAGGCUCCUCCUCGAAGUCAAAGACCUGUCCGCCGUAAUCACCGAGUCCAAGCAGCCUAUCCUGAAAGGUGUUAACCUCACUGUCUAUGAAGGAGAGGUUCACGCUGUGAUGGGGAAGAAUGGUUCUGGGAAGAGUACUUUUGCGAAGGUGCUUGUUGGCCAUCCGGAUUAUGAAAUUACUGGAGGAAGUGUAUCGUAUAAAGGACAAGAUUUGUUUGAGAUGGAACCUGAGGAACGAGCUGUGGCUGGCUUAUUUAUGAGUUUCCAGUCGCCAGUUGAAAUUCCUGGAGUAAGCAAUAUUGACUUCCUGAACAUGGCAUACAAUGCCCGAAGGAAGAAACUUGGAUUACCAGAGCUUGGGCCAAUUGAGUUUUACGCCUAUGUGGCACCUAAGCUCGAACUUGUGAAUAUGAAGAUCGACUUUUUAAACAGAAAUGUCAAUGAAGGAUUCAGUGGGGGAGAAAAGAAGCGCAAUGAGAUUUUGCAGCUCGCGGUUCUCGGUGCAGAAUUGGCUAUUUUAGAUGAAAUUGAUUCUGGUUUAGAUGUAGAUGCUCUUCGGGAUGUCGCAAAAGCAGUUAACGGGCUCCGAACUCCGAACAAUUCAAUCUUGAUGAUAACACACUAUUUACGCCUUCUGGAAUUCAUAAAGCCGACCUAUAUCCAUGUCAUGGAGAAUGGGAGGAUAGUGAAGACCGGAGAUAUAUCCAUUGCCAAACUAUUGGAAAAAGAAGGCUACAAGGCUAUUUCUGGCUAA
Messenger RNA from Striga hermonthica, 2148 nucleotides. NCBI's taxonomy places the organism in Eukaryota, Viridiplantae, Streptophyta, Magnoliopsida, Lamiales, Orobanchaceae. The record is from the annotation of a GenBank genome assembly.